This is a messenger RNA of Acipenser ruthenus (sterlet), 584 nucleotides long. RefSeq names its product ubiquitin-like protein 5. The transcript has 5 exons. Bases 152 to 373 code for a protein of 73 amino acids. Gene Ontology annotation, molecular function: protein binding; protein tag activity. Gene Ontology annotation, biological process: mRNA splicing, via spliceosome; protein modification process. Gene Ontology annotation, cellular component: nucleus; cytoplasm. NCBI's taxonomy places the organism in Eukaryota, Metazoa, Chordata, Actinopteri, Acipenseriformes, Acipenseridae. The record is from RefSeq and is a predicted model, not a curated record.
AGCAUCUUAGUGGUGGUUACCGAAGUUAGUAAUAAUUUGAGGCGGCAUCUUCCGGUCAGUGCGGUAUUGGAGUGGAAGCGUGUGUGUUUAUAAUUUUACAGACUAUUUAGUUUAGCGUAGGUGUUAUAAAGAAAAUAUCGGUUAUUUCAGAAUGAUUGAGGUUGUGUGCAAUGAUCGCCUGGGAAAGAAAGUCCGGGUCAAGUGCAAUUCGGAGGACACCAUCGGUGACCUGAAGAAGCUCAUAUCUGCACAGACUGGAACCAGAUGGGACAAGAUUGUCCUGAAGAAAUGGUAUACGAUAUUUAAGGACCACGUGUCAUUAGGGGACUAUGAAAUCCACGAUGGGAUGAACUUGGAGUUAUAUUACCAGUAGACCUACAGAACCACUGCUGUGUAUCGCUUUCCUUUCACCAACCGUACAAACUGGACAAGCUGAAAUCCGAGUGUAUCGCUUUAUAUUUGAUAAUACCGAAACAAUAUUGUAAAUUGGGCAGCUUUUUUCCUCCAUUUUUUUUAAUUAAUAUGUUGUAGCCUAGCAACACUCUUGGUUUUGAUUUUGUUUUCAAAUAAAAUCUGAUAAAUAA